Vitrella brassicaformis is the source of this 581-nucleotide messenger RNA. The record is from the annotation of a GenBank genome assembly. NCBI's taxonomy places the organism in Eukaryota, Vitrellaceae.
UCAACGGUCCUUUUGUGAAGGGGUCUUCUUGUACCUGCAAAUCGUGUGUGCCGAUUUUGUUCAAAGCGAAUCUAUAGAUGUCCAGUCCAUACACAGAUGACUGACUGACUGACUGACUGACUGAGUGAGUGAGAGAGAGAGAGAGGCCGAAUAAAUACGAGUAGAAUAGAGGCUCCACUGGCUUGGCUGCACGACGAGCACCACGAGGCGGUGGACCCUCUAGCACUUCGUGGAUGCACAGAUGUCCACUCCAUGGAUGCACUGAUAGACACGCUCGGUCUUCAAAAACGGUCUUUGAGCGGACGUUACGUUGCCCUGCUCCUUGAGCGCCUCAGCCUUGCCCAUGUCCAUCACCAGCAGAGUCAUCUUGCGCGUGCCGUCACUGAGUUGGUGCCCGAACGCCUUGUAGAUGCCCAUGGCGGUGUCAAUGAUGCCCUGGGGCGAGAGUAGAAUCAGCAGCUGCUGGACCCUCCAGUAGUUUUUGGCAAGCCGAGCGUAAGGCGCCAUCGAUGACCACUCGGGUGACUCGGGGCCCCCUUGUUCGAGCAGCGGGAGAGGUACCCAAAGCGCGUCAAUCCAUC